GGCAGAGAACCUCCUCCUGGAUGCUGACAUGAAUAUUAAAAUAGCAGACUUUGGCUUCAGUAAUGAGUUCACUGUUGGUGGGAAACUGGACACUUUCUGUGGUUCUCCUCCAUACGCUGCUCCUGAGCUCUUCCAGGGUAAAAAGUAUGAUGGUCCAGAGGUGGACGUGUGGAGUCUGGGUGUGAUCCUCUACACUCUGGUCAGUGGCUCUCUGCCGUUUGACGGACAGAACCUUAAGGAGCUCAGAGAGCGAGUGCUGCGAGGAAAGUAUCGUAUCCCUUUCUACAUGUCCACGGACUGUGAGAAUCUGCUGAAACGCUUCCUGGUGCUGAACCCAGGGAAGCGAGGGACUCUGGAGCAAAUCAUGAAGGAUCGCUGGAUUAACGCCGGAUUUGAUGAAGAGGAGCUGAAGCCCUUCACUGAGCCGGAGCUGGACAUCAGGGACCAGCAGAGGAUCGACGUGAUGGUGGGGAUGGGUUACUCCAGAGAGGAGAUCAACGACUCGCUCGCCAAGAUGAAGUACGAUGACAUCAUAGCCACCUAUCUGCUGCUGGGUCGCCGGGCUGCUGAGAUGGAGGUGAGCGACUCUUCGUUCUCCAGCGGUGUCUCUCUGCUCAAGCCUCGUCCGUCCAGCAGCACUCAGUCUCCUGCUCACCUCCUUGUCCAACGCUCUUCCUCCUCCUCAUCCUCCAAACAGCGGAGGUACAGUGACCAAGUGUGUCCGGUGUCCUCGGGUGCUCCUCACCCCAGGAGGAGUCAGACGGGAGCGUCAGCAGAGGGGGAGGUGAAGCAGGAGGUUGGAGGUCAGAACAGGAAGUCCAGUCCUGUGGAGGGGGGCAGUCCUCUGCUGGGGAACGCCAACAACCCCAACAUGGCCGACAUCCCUGAGCGAAGGAAGACGUCAGCCACGCCCACUGGAGGAUCGUCCAGUAUGACGAGGAGGAACACGUACGUCUGCAGCGAGAGGAGCUCCACGGAUCGACACUCUGUGGUCCACAACGGCAAGGAGAACAGCUCAGCAACCACCCCCACCCAGAGAUCGGUGGGCGGAGCCUCCACCCACAGCGUGACCAGUGGGGCGACGCCUCCUGACCGGCUGCGUUUCCCUCGGGGGACGGCGAGUCGCAGCACCUUCCAUGGAGGUCAGCUCCGAGAGAGACGCACCGCCACCUACAACGGCCCCCCCGCCUCACCCAGCCUGUCACAUGACGCAACACCUCUCGCCCAAUCACGAGCCAGAGGAUCCACCAACCUGUUUUCCAAGCUCACCUCCAAACUCACACGAAGAGGGGUUUCAGAGGUCGAGAGGAAUGGGAGACCUGAAGGGUCCAGUCGUAACGUGUCAGAUCAGAAGGACGAGCCUGGUUCUCCUGCUGCUCCUCACCUGAAAGAGUCGAAGCCCCGCUCCCUGAGGUUCACCUGGAGUAUGAAGACCACGUCCUCCAUGGAACCUCUGGACAUGAUGAGGGAGAUCAGAAAAGUGCUGGACGCCAACAACUGCGACUACGAGCAGCGAGAGCGCUUCCUGCUGCUCUGCGUCCACGGAGACGGACACGCCGACAGCCUCGCCCAGUGGGAGAUGGAGGUGUGCAAACUACCCCGCCUCUCUCUCAAUGGAGUCCGAUUCAAACGGAUUUCAGGAACGUCCAUCGCCUUCAAGAACAUCGCCUCCAAGAUCGCCAACGAGCUCAAACUGUAGAGACAGACAGAGACAGACAGAGACAGGUGUAGAGAGCGCAGACAGGUGGACCGUGCAGGUGGGUUUGUUACCGAGUUUCAGUCUCUGCAGGUCGAUUUGAAAACGAGCAGCAGGUGUCUGUGACUCAGCGUCUGUCAUCAGUGUGUGGCUCCUCGUCCUCCAUCCCCCGGGCCCCGCCCCGGCUCUUCACACUGAUCUGGUUCAUACUGGAGGACAGGGUCCUGGAGGACAGGGUCUGUGAUGGCUGAUUCGCUGCAGGUUCAACUUCAGUCAGACAGGAAAUAAAACGAGUUUUCUUCGACUGGAUUCUACGUGAAAGUGUGGAGACGACGUGCAGUCAGAGUUUAUCUACAGGAACCUUUGUGUUCAGUGUUCUUCAGUGUUCUUCAGUGUUCUCACACUUUCCUUUGUUAAUCAUUUGCUUAAUAAAACACCAGAAAACAGUGAAAUGAGUCAUAGAGAGUCUGAAGUGAUGCUAACGCUGACCUGCUAAUGGGCUCUGAGCCUUCAGCAGGAACUCCAUUCACUUUUCUGCUGUUUUUAUUCAGAACCUUCGUCUCUGUCUCUCUCUCUGUCUCUCUCUCUCUCCCCCUCUCUCAUGAAUGGUUAGGUAAUUGGUGUAUAUUCAUUGAUCAUUGGUUAUUGAUGAUGCAGCCCACACACCGAUGCUGACCUCACUGUCUCUCAUUAAACUAUCUCUCUGUAUGGGGUUUCCCUCACCUGCGCAGGGGCAGCUCUACAUCGCACUUGUAAUUGAAUGAACAUGGCUGAUUGCUGCAAAGGAUCAUGGGACUUGGAGUCACAGGAACUGUUCUGUGAUGUUCAUUUUCGUUUUAUUUUGAAAGAGGCUCUGCAGUGACUGACCCUGAGGUGUUUUGGCCACACCCACUGGAGAAGAGGGCGGGAUCAGAUUGGAGGGGGCGGGGUCUGUGUGGCCAGACUGGUCGGUGAGUCGGUGUGAAUGUAAAUAGUUUGACAGACUCACCUGGUCUUCAUGUGGAUUUGUUUCCUCUUUUAUACAUGUGAGCAGUCAGCUGAUUGUCAGCUGAUCAUCGACUGAUUGGCGGCUGACUGUCAGCUGAUGAAUGGCUGCUUGUUGUUGUUUGUUCACUGAACCUCAGGUUCACCCGUGUCUCAUUAAAGUCCUUGAACGCA
Molecule: messenger RNA, 2854 nt
Organism: Toxotes jaculatrix (banded archerfish)
Lineage: Eukaryota; Metazoa; Chordata; Actinopteri; Toxotidae
Product: MAP/microtubule affinity-regulating kinase 3-like
Exons: 11
Coding region: 29-1699 (556 amino acids)
Biological process (GO): protein phosphorylation; intracellular signal transduction
Cellular component (GO): cytoplasm; plasma membrane
Molecular function (GO): protein serine/threonine kinase activity; ATP binding
Source: RefSeq, a predicted model, not a curated record